AUGGCAUAUGUGCUCCUUAUUACCGGCGGCAGCGGCUUCAUCGCCAUGCACAUUAUCAAGGUGCUACUGCUAGACUUUGUCUUCGUUCCCGACGUUGGACAACCUGGGGCAUUUGACGAGGCCGUUCGAUCUAAUCCCCCAUUCAAUCCCGUCAUGCACACUGCGAGCCCCAUCACAUACGAAGUCGAGAAUAUCCAGGCAGACUUGAUCGAUCCAGUUGUUGGUGGGACCACCAAUAUUCUUGAAGCUAUCAAGGCGGGAGCCCCGACGGUUAAGCGAGUGGUAACUACGGGGUCCUUUGUCUCUAUGUUGGAUAUGUCAAAGGGUCUUUGGCCCGUCCAUAAGUAUGACAAGACAGACUGGAACCCCAUCACAGCCGAGGAAGCACUGGAGAACCCAGCUAGCGGCUACGCAGCAAGCAAAACAUUCGCAGAGAAGGUGGCGUGGAACGUUCAGAGUGAGGAGUCCCCGGGCUUCACGCUGUCUGUCAUUUUGCCCCCUCUUGUUUCCGGUCCGGUGCUGCAACAUCUGAACGAUGUGGACUCCCUUAGCGAGUCAAACCAGUUCAUAAGAAGCUUUCUCUACGGAUCGAUGGACACCACAAUACCCGCUGCCGAGGCCAACCUUCUCAUAUGA
Molecule: messenger RNA, 636 nt
Organism: Colletotrichum fioriniae
Lineage: Eukaryota; Fungi; Ascomycota; Sordariomycetes; Glomerellales; Glomerellaceae
Source: RefSeq, a predicted model, not a curated record